Fusarium falciforme is the source of this 1167-nucleotide messenger RNA. RefSeq names its product Cytoplasmic tRNA 2-thiolation protein 1. Gene Ontology annotation, molecular function: tRNA binding. Gene Ontology annotation, cellular component: mitochondrion; cytosolic tRNA wobble base thiouridylase complex. The record is from RefSeq and is a predicted model, not a curated record. The coding region runs from base 1 to 1167 and encodes 388 amino acids. Gene Ontology annotation, biological process: tRNA wobble position uridine thiolation. NCBI's taxonomy places the organism in Eukaryota, Fungi, Ascomycota, Sordariomycetes, Hypocreales, Nectriaceae. The transcript has a single exon.
AUGCCUCCUACGCCUUGCAACCGAUGUCAGAAUAACAGGGCCGUCGUAAAGCGGCCCAAGAAUCACCACAAGCUAUGCCGAGAGUGCUUCCUCAGAGUCUUUGAGGAUGAAGUACACCACACAAUCACCUCCUCUCAACUCUUCUUCCGAGGAGAGAGGGUUGCCAUCGGAGCCUCGGGUGGAAAAGAUUCGACAGUCUUGGCCUCUGUGAUGAAAACUUUGAACGAACGGCACGACUACGGACUGAACCUGGUACUUUUGAGUGUUGACGAAGGCAUCAAGGGAUACCGAGAUGAUUCACUCGAAACGGUUAAGCGGAAUGCCGUUCAAUACGACAUGCCCUUGGAGAUUGUGGGCUACGACGAGCUUUAUGGAUGGACUAUGGACCAGGUUGUCGAGACCAUCGGAAAGAAGGGAAACUGCACCUACUGUGGCGUAUUUCGACGGCAGGCCCUGGAUCGAGGGGCAAAGAAGCUGGCCAUCAAGCACGUCGUAACAGGUCACAACGCAGACGACAUCGCCGAGACUGUUCUCAUGAACCUUCUUCGAGGAGAUUUGCCGCGGUUAGCUCGGAGCACCAGUAUCGUCACUGGCGAUUCCAACAGCGACGUGAAGAGGAGCAAACCUCUCAAGUACGCAUACGAAAAGGAGAUUGUGCUCUACGCCCACCACAAGAAGCUGGACUAUUUUAGCACUGAGUGCAUAUACAGCCCAGAGGCCUUCCGUGGAACGGCUCGAGGCCUCAUCAAGAAUCUUGAAAAGGUUCGGCCAAGUGCAAUCCUGGACAUUGUCAGAAGCGGGGAGGACAUGGCCCGGCUCACACCAGAGAAGAACCGGGGUCCAUGUGCCUGCGACGAAGGCGAAGGAAUUGGAGGCUGCGGAUCAGCCAACGGACGCACCUCUGGCAACGAGAUGGCCGAAGUUGAGGCUAGCCUCAAGAAGAAGGCCAACCACAAGGCCCAGGAGACAGAGAUCACGGCCAACGGAACUCCCAAGGAGGAGGAGGCAGUGGCCUUGCCAAUAAGGACUAGGCGGCAGAAGGAGGCUACGCCAUUGCAGACUCUGGGCAAGUGUGUCAAGUGCGGAUACAUGUCAAGUCAGGCAAUGUGCCAGGCUUGCACACUGCUUGAGAACCUGAAUAAGAACAGAGCAGAGAUAGCCAUAUAA